Diaporthe amygdali is the source of this 1068-nucleotide messenger RNA. RefSeq names its product cfem domain-containing protein. The transcript has 2 exons. The record is from RefSeq and is a predicted model, not a curated record. NCBI's taxonomy places the organism in Eukaryota, Fungi, Ascomycota, Sordariomycetes, Diaporthales, Diaporthaceae. The coding region runs from base 1 to 1068 and encodes 355 amino acids.
AUGACCUUGUACGCCGACGACUGGGCCAUACUUGCAACGCUCUGUCUGGGCGUGCCGGGGACUAUUGUUCUUUGUGUACGCAGCGUUCCCAACGGCUCUGGCAAAGAUGUAUGGAAUGUGCCUUUCUACCAAAUUGACGAAUUUGGCAAAUGGUUUCUGUUCAUGGCAGUGCAAUACUUCCUCGACCUCGCUGCGCUGAAGCUGAGCCUGCUACUUUUCUACCUGCGCAUAUUUCCCUCCACAACACUCAAGCGUCUGCUCUGGGCUACCGUGGUGUUUGACGUUUUAUAUGGACUGGUCUUCGCUUUAGUGGGUCUGCUACAGUGUCGGCCCAUGUCAUUCUUCUGGACCAGGUGGGAUGGCCAACAUCAGGGCCAUUGUAUCAAUGUUAACGCGGUGGGCUGGGCAAAUGCCGGAAUCAGCAUUGCAUUGGACUUCUGGAUGUUGGCAUUACCGCUGUCGCAGCUGCAAGGAUUGCAACUGCAUUGGAAGAAGAAAAUAGGGGUUGCCCUUAUGUUUUUCGUCGGCACAUUCGUGACGAUCGUUAGUAUUCUACGUCUGCGAGCCCUGGUGACAUUCGCAAAUUCGGAUAACCCGACCUUUGACAACUUUGAAAUAAUGUUAUGGUCCACCACGGAGAUGAACGUGGGCAUCAUCUGCGCUUGCAUGCCGGCGAUGCGACAGAUUCUGGCUCGGAUUUCGCCGAGGGUCUUCGGAGGAGAGCAGUCAAGACAAAGAUACUACCGCUACGGCAAUGGAAAGGACGGGCAUGUUGCAACGAUCGGGUCAAAGGAGGUCGUGCCCGUCAAGAAAGGCAGGACCGAAUGGUGGCAAGGACUCAGUCUCAGCAGGGCCAGCAUGUUCGUAUCCCAGCGAAUGAAUCCUGCCGUAGCACGAGCUUUUCGAGAAAACUCGCCUAUUCCGGAAUCUCCCACGAAGGGCAUCAAAGUGCACCGGUCGUUCGCGGUCGAGGGCAACGAGCCUACUUCUGUGCCGAUGCAAAAUCUGAGACCGUACGGACAAACGCGUGGCUCGAGGAACGAGACGAAGAGCAGUUUCGACCCAUAG